AUGAAGUUCUUGAAGAGAUCAGGUGGGUCUUCCAGGGGUGUCACAAAGAGCACUCGGGAGGACAUCGGCACACAACCAUCAUUGGACCGGUCUUUGGGUCCGAAAGCGAGAUUGCCCUCCACCAUCACGAGCAGUGAGAGAACCUCUAACCGAUCCAUUUUGUCUGGUUCCAAAAACCUGGGUUCUCAGUCUUCCAUAUUGGAUGCUACUACUGGAGUAGGCAUGACCGCCUCCUCGAGUCUCCUCAGGUCAUCCAACUCAUCGGAACCGAAACGGACGGCUUCUGUACGACGAUCAUUUAUCCCGGUGAAUGGAAGCGCGGAUGUAGCAGUGGACUCUUCCAUUGUGAAGGCUGCUCCCUUGAGAAAUUCAAGGACAAUUGACAGACAAAGCAAAUACAAUGCCUUUAUGUCGAGCAAACUUCGGUUUGACAUGCUGGGCUUGGUUGGAAGAAUAGAAGAGCAGCAGGUGCUUUUUGAGGCGCUUGACCGGGCGUACAAUGGUUCCCGAGAGCUCAUUUUCAUCAGUGGAGAGAGUGGAGCUGGAAAGACAGCCUUGGCUGGUUGUCUAAAAAAGAGGAUUAAACUGAAGAACGAUGAAGGUGCCUUUGUUUCUGGAAAGUUCAACCCAGAAGAUCAGACAGGAGUUCCAUACCGGGCCAUUGCUCAUGCGUGUUCACAAAUCCUCCAGGUUAUUUAUCUGGGGAGAACAGGGAGUGAGAAGCACAAGGAGCGAUUUGUAGCUGUGAAAACAGAAAUCAAGGAAAAAUUUGGAGACAUCAAUGAAGGCAAGGUUCUGGGGGCCUUAAUCCCUGAACUAAACCACAUGUUGUAUGACAGGUCUGCAUCAGACAACUCUGAUGACGUCUCCAGCAUUGGAUCCAGUGUCAAUUCAAUCCACGAACAAGAAUCCGGUCAUCUCCUUGGAAAUGAACAGCAGAAGGCGCGAUUCACCCAUGCCUUUCGGACAUUCUUCCAAAUUGUUAAUGCUGCUAUCCAUCCUCUUUGUGUGGUGUUAGAUGACAUGCAUUGGUCAGACUCUGCAUCGGUUGAAUUGCUAGAAACAUUGAUCACUGAUAUCAGCAAUUCUGACAUGGCUGUGGUAUGCCUCUACCGAUCCAAUGAGCUGGACGAUUUGCACCCUUUUUCCCAACUGAUUCGUGAGGUAGAGAAGAAGAAGAGGGUGCAUGGAUUUCAGACUACCGACCUUGCCAUGGAAAAUCUGAAUGUUUCCCAUGUCCACGAAUUACUACUGGAACUUUUGAACUAUGAUCACAACGAGUCAUACCCCACCCUACCACUGGCAGAGUUGUGCCACAAACGCACUUUGGGCAAUCCCUUGUAUGCGGUCAGCUUCUUCCGUCAGCUCUUUGACGAAAACAUGCUCAACUUUGAUCUUGGCAAGAAUUGUUGGACCUGGGAUAUUGAGCAGAUUCUCUCACAGACCUUUGCCAUGAAAAAUGUUGUUGAGCUCAUGACUUACGAAAUGGCAAAACUCCCUGCAAUCCUCCAGCGACGGCUCUGCAUAGCGGCUUGCUUAGGGAACUCAUUCCACGAGUCUGUCCUCAAUGCUGUGUUGGAGAAAAUGGAGGAGAAAGAGGAUUCCUCCAUGAUAGCAGCUGAGACGGUCACUGGCCAUAAUGGGGAUGAAGAAAAAAUUACGCUAGAGAACUGGUUGUCCUUCUCCGAAUCCUGUGGGUUUUUGGAGCAGCAGGUCAUAAGUCGAGGGGCCCAAGCAAAAUCGUACCAAUGGAUCCAUGACUCAGUCCGGGAGGGAGCCUUGGCCCUGCUACCACGGGAUACAUUAAGCGAAUUGAAGGGCCAACUGGGUCGGCAGCUCUACAAGAGCCUCUCUGGGGAAGAAUUGGAAUCUGUCACUUUCAUGAUGGCAAACCUCCUUCACGAUGGCCCGGCUACCACAGAUAAGGCAGAGCGAAUUGUGUUUGCCAGGAUCAAUUUAGAGGCAGCACAAAAAGCAACACAUGUCUCUGCAUUUUCAACAGCCGCCCAGUAUGCAACCAGAGGAAUUGACCUGCUUCCAGUAGAGAAGUGGGAGACCCAUGUGGAUCUGACUUUGGAACUCUACACAAUUGCUGCUAUAACCGAAGACAAGGCUGGACUUCGGGAAUCUGUUGAUGCUCGGUACCAAGAAGUUGCCGCAAGGGAUGACAUACCACUAGCCUCAAAGUUGGAGAUUUAUGUUUCCCAAAUUAGAUCGUUGUGCGCAACAACUGACCGAAAUGAUGGCAUUGAACUAACCAUGGCAGUCUUGGAACAACAAGGGAUAAAGUUUCCCAAGACCACUGCGGGGAGAAUGUUUUCUACAAUCAACCUGCUGCUCAAGGUCAAGAAAAAGUGCAGAGAACUCACUGUGACUGAUCUGGCGCAGCUUCCGGAAAUGGAAUAUGCUGACAUUCUCAAAAUGAAGCUCUUGCACCAUCUGGCCAUCUACUGCUACGCUUCGGAACAAUAUGGGAUAAUCAUGCCCCUCGCCGUUCUUACCUCUGCAAGCCUUUCAUUUAAGCAUGGAGUAUCGAUGUUUGCUCCUCCCAACUUGGCAACACUUGGGGUUGUCUUCGCAGGGGUCAUGCAUGACUAUCAGCUUGGUGGCAAAAUGGGAUAUCUUGCCAUGAACUUGCUAGAGCAAAGGAACUUUGGCAGUACAGCCUCAUACACAAUCUUUACAGUGUAUCAGUUCUUGAGGUGCUGGCUGGAUCCGCUCAGCUCCUGUCAACCUCAGUACAUGAGAGGCUAUGAGUGUGGACUUGUCUACGGUGACACAGAGUUCAGUUCAUUCAAUGUUUUUGCCUACAUCACCAGUGGCUUUCAAGCUGGGAGGCCUUUGAACCAGCUUGAAAGUGACUGUCGGAUCUAUGCACCCCAACUUCGCCCCCACAUAGCCCGGUAUUUGUCACCAUACUGGCUGGCCUUUGUGAAACUGAUUGGCUGCGAAGAGCAAACAGAUCCGCUUUUGGGCGACACAGAAGCCACAAUGUCAUUGGAUGAUCUGGCUGAGAGACACAAAGAUAUGGAGGCAUUUGAGCUUUCAGUCGCAGCACUGCAUAGCCGACUUCAUGCCAUCUUUGGAGAUCAUGAAGCAGGAGCAGAACUUGCCAUUGAAAGAGGUGAUGAUUUUGAAAAGAAAAACCCAGCUUUGCACAUUGCCAUGCCCGAAACCUUUGCUCGUGGAGUUUCACUCUAUGCCAUGGCCAUCAAGACAAGGCAUGGAAAGUACAAGCGACAUGCAAGGAAGGUCCACACAACAAUCAAAAAAUGGAGAAAAGCUGGCAAUCCAAAUGUCAUUGGCUAUGAGAAGAUGCUGGAUGCAGAAGAAGCUGUCCUCAAGGGGAAAUUUGAAGCAGCUUGCUCCCUCUAUCAUUCAGCGAAAGUGAUCUCUUCUCGAAGUGGACUUGUCCAGGAGGCGGCUCUAGCUGCAGAGCGCUGUGGAGAGAUGCUUCUUCAGCGCGAUUCUCCAUCAGAUUCAAAGGCAUUGCUGGAAGAGGCAGUGAAGCUUUAUCGCAUUUGGGGGGCAGAUGCCAAGGCUGAGCAGUUGUUCAGCACAGGGACCGCCACGCAUUCCUCGAUCCAACAAUGCUUCAUGCUUCUGUGUGAGCGUGAUGUCAAAACGACGAGUUCGUACCUCAUGCAGCGCCCUCUCUACGCCACAAACGAUGGUGAUGGCACCAUGCAUGCAUGCCAGGCUGUGCCUAUGUUUCUUUGGUCCCAAGCCUCCAAGACAACAGAAACCAGUAAUUAG
Messenger RNA from Seminavis robusta, 3756 nucleotides. The record is from the annotation of a GenBank genome assembly. NCBI's taxonomy places the organism in Eukaryota, Bacillariophyta, Bacillariophyceae, Naviculales, Naviculaceae.